Pogona vitticeps (central bearded dragon) is the source of this 1679-nucleotide messenger RNA. The record is from RefSeq and is a predicted model, not a curated record. Lineage: Eukaryota; Metazoa; Chordata; Lepidosauria; Squamata; Agamidae.
UUGGUAUCUGAAGCUUUCUGUGCAUGCUCAGAGGCUACCAUGACAGCUACCGGUUCCAGGGAACAAAAUUAGCCUUUCAACCACAGAACGGGGUGUGGUUGACUCUUUCUGACACCCCCCAUCCCCAAAUGACACCCCCUCUUGCCUUCCUGCCUCUGUGGUUGCCGGUUCACCAGAUGCAGCGCCACCUCCCUCCCUCCUCCUCAGCAUCUUCUCCUCUUCCUCUCAGUCCCUGUGACUACUUUCUCUCCUAACCUCAUCGGCUGCACCCGUCAUGUGGCCGGCAACCUUGCCUGUCGGCCUGGUGGUGUGGGGGGCCUGGGUUCUGAGCCCCCCAGCCACUGCCGCCCUCCCUCCAGACCUGAGCAUGGCUCAAAUGAUCCAGAUGUUUCAGGAUUUCAGGGCACGGUUCAACAGGACCUACCAAACCCAAGAAGAAACACACGAGCGCUUUAAGGUGUUCGUGCAGAAUCUGGCGAGAAGCCGUGACCUCCAGGCCUCCGAAUUGGGCACCGCGCAGUAUGGGGUCACCCGCUUCAGCGACUUAACAGAAAACGAAUUUGCAGAGAAGUUUGGCCUCGCCCCUCCCUCGCUUCCUGGCUGGCUCCCGAUAGGGGGGCUGUCAAAAAGCCCCCUCCUAAGGAAAGAAUCGAAGUCCCAGUCUUGUGACUGGAGAAAAGCUGGCGCUGUCACUGCCGUGAAGGACCAGGGCAUGGAGUGCAAAUCCUGCUGGGCGUUUGCCACGGCCUCCAACAUUGAAGCCCUGUGGAACAUCCACCGGCACCUGCCACGAAACGUCUCGGUGCAAGAAAUUAUCGACUGCGCGUAUCAGAAGAAAGGCUGCAACGGAGGCUUCGUGUGGCAGGGACUCUUGUCUGUGCUCAACAGCAGUGGAUUAUCGGGAAGUGAGCUGUAUCCCUAUGUGGGCAGAAACCAGACUUGCCAGAAACACCGGGGAAGAAAAGUGACCACGAUCGAUGGCUACGAAGUUCUUCCCAGAGAUGAGAAAUACCUAGCCAGCGUUGUCGCUUCUCAAGGUCCGGUAACAGCUCUGCUGAACAUGAAAGUACUUCAGGGUUACCAGAAAGGCAUUAUCCGGAGACCUUCCCAAGCCUGCAGUCCAAAUCAUCUGGAUCAUGCUGUGGUCAUCGUGGGCUUUGGCGAUGUGAAAUCCCGGCGCGGAUCCUGGACCGGGUCGUACUGGAUCAUCCAGAACUCGUGGGGAGAACACUGGGGAGAAAAGAUGGUCGAAUAAAGUCUGCGAUGGCUCUGGAGGUCAGGAUAUAAAACAAAAGUUCAAAUUGAAAGAAAGGAUUUUAGAUGGACAUUAAGAAGAACUCUUUGAACGCUACGAACUGCACGGCAGAGCCCGUUGCCGGAGGAUGUGGCGGGCUCUUGGUUCCCAAGCCGGAUGGGCCCCUGUGUCUGAGGAUGAUGGAUGAAUCAUGACCCUUUAGGCUUGGGAUGAUGGAUGAAAUAUCCUUUAAUCGGCUCACGGAGCCUUCCUGAACCUGGUUUUGGGACUACAGCUCCUAUAACCCACGUACAGCGGAGCUGUCGUUUCCCACUUCUCGAGGGCACCAAGAAUUGACCUUCGUCCAAAUACGGCCAUGUUUUGGCUCCCCCGUCCGCUCCCGUUUCCUCGUUCCCAGCAAUUCGUGGGGCUGAAACCUCGAAAC